CACUCUCCACGUACAUGUACACCCCUGUGUCAACGUAUAAUACACCGUAUGUUCGAUUGUGACGGAUAGGUUUAUAUGAAAGCUUGUGCAUAGUGCCAUCCGUUAUUAGAUAUCAUCUCGUGCAUAUACGUGUAUAUACUAAAAGAAUUGUGUUCGUGUACUUAAUAAAAUAAGUCAUGAUGACGGCGUCAGGAACAAAUGACCUUGUCACCAAGCGAGCGCGAGAAUCGUCUCCACCACCCGCGCCACCACUACGCACACAAACACACAUACAAUCGAAUAAUCUACCUCUGGUACCUCAGCCAAGUGCAAUGAAACGUGUGCGCGUGGAAGACACAAGUAGGGACCAGCGAGUGUGGAGCAACAACCCUUCGCGAGAUGUGUUUGCGAGUAUGUGUCGGAGGUCUGGUAUCAUGGAUGAUAAUGAACAUGAGAAAGACUUCAGUAUCAUGUGCACUAGUAAGGCCAAAGAUGAUGAGACCCAAGAAGCCAAAAGGUUUUAUAUUCACAAACUUGUACUCAGGUUGGUUAGUCGCGAGUUGAACGACGAGAUCAAGGCUACGACCGACAAGAAAUUGUACUUAGAAUGCUCAGAACCGGCCGGCCAAAUAUUUGUGAAUUACUGCUAUUUGGGAGAGAAUGUGUACAACGAACUCAAGCCCAGCAAUGUGUUCGAGGUGUUUGAGAUAGCCAAGAAGUAUGCCGUACGACCUUUGAUAAAGUUGUGCGAGAACUACUUGCACAACAACCGUAAACAGAGGUGUCUCGCGCUCCUGGCUUACGCGCCUGAGGAAUCAGUGGCGGUUUAUCUUGAAACUGCGAAACAAAACUUCUGUUCACUAGUCGGGGCACCAGCAGAUGUGGUUCACCUACCUAAGCAGAUAUUUAAGAAUGUGAUGACAGACGAGCGCCUGAUGGUCGACAGUGAAAGGUUUGUCUAUGAAACUGUGAUGCAAUGGAUCAAGGCGAAUUCAGACGGGCCAGAGUGUGCAGCAGAACUAUUGACAGAUUGUGUAAAGCUAGAGCGCUUACUUGUAGAGGAGGGCCCUAAAAAGGCUGAAAUCUAUACGGCCGAGAUGAUGCAAGUUGCACCGGAGGUCACACAAGGUCUUUGGCUUGCAGCUAUGCAAAACUUUUUCGGUUUGCAGAAUCAGCUGUGGACGGAAGAAUUGGUGAAUAUAAUGCGGCCUCGGUGCCCAUAUGGUUUCUUGCAGCUUCGCAUCACUGACUUUAGUUCAAAACCCGGCACCGAGUGGAAGGGUCCGCUGACCACCAUUGUUGAUACGCAAUUCAGGCUCAGAGUGUCCAUCAAUCAAACUGGCGGGUACUUUUCCAGUGGCCCCGUCAAAAUUCGGGCGAAAGUCGAGAUGAUGUUCGACCGCAAUGGCGCAGACCGCUACCACCCGUUAUGGCCAUACUCUGUAGACUACAGGAUACACGACUUGCAAACACCUCCGAAGUCUAUGAAGGUACUGCGCUCGACAACACCAGAUUGGGUCACUCUUACUAACAUAUCGCAGCUUGUCAAUCAACACCACGUCAAUAACGGCUUCAUGGUGGUAUCUGCGAGGAUCGCCAGAGCCUAAAGUUAUUGACAAAGCCUCGUUUCCUACUUUGGCUCAUGCACUCGCAGUAUAGUCGUCAUCUCAUUGAAUACUGAUGAUGAUUCAAAUAUCCGCAAGCCUUAAAGGUUGUGAUUUCCAAUACAGUAGUACCUGGUGAAUAUAUAUUCCAGAUAUCCGUCGCUUCGAGGCGCACAAACGACAGCAGUGGUAUGUUUCAAACCAUAUCAGUGUAAUGGUAUAGUUAUAUUCUUUGGAACAAGAAAUUUAGUUUUCCUCGCCGGUCUUUGGCACUGUGCGGUGACUAUGAGCUCACGUACAAGUUAAUGGUUGCCAAGCAGUUCGCGCUUAUGUAUUUUUUUAUUCGACACUGAAACAGGCGAUUGCAUACGUAUGCUCGUGCUUAUUCCGGUGAGAGUGCCAAUUUUUAAACGGCUCAAGUGAGCAAACCUCUCCAUUCUCACCCCGUCCGUUGUUAGCCUUGCGUCUUCUUCGGAAGUAUACUUGUUUCAACGGAUUACCGCGAAGUCCUAAACAUGAAUAAAUUAGUUCGCGCUCAG
Sphaeroforma arctica JP610 is the source of this 2122-nucleotide messenger RNA. RefSeq lists its product as hypothetical. Gene Ontology annotation, molecular function: protein binding. The record is from RefSeq and is a predicted model, not a curated record. The coding region runs from base 177 to 1586 and encodes 469 amino acids. Lineage: Eukaryota; Ichthyosporea; Ichthyophonida. The transcript is spliced from 5 exons.